AUGGCUUCGACGCAAGCGAGUACGGCUGAUUCGAUUAGUUUCUCCUCGUUCAUAGAAGAUGACUCUCAAGUGACGAGUGAGACUACAAAAGAAGGUGGCGCUUUCUUUGUCCGAGCAGAUACAAGCAUCAGUCGAGAAGAAACCGCCAUUAGAUCGCGUCAGGCUAGCGAAGAGCUCGAUGACAAUAGCAAAUUCUCGAUUGCGUCCGAAGAAGCUCCCGAACGACCUAUUUCCAGCCAUUCUAGCGACACAAUCAGCAGUGGCAAGACUAUCUUUCUCCACCCAGAUGAGAGCGGACAAUUUGUUCCCCACCCUGUGAAGACACCGCAAACCACACUAUCUUCUGAAAACAGGGAUAGUAGCACCAGUCAUCCGCCUAGUGCUGGCAUUGAGAAUGUCGUCGAACCCAAAAAGUCACUGAUGAUACCACCUGGUUCUACCGUACCCGCCUCGUCUUAUAGCUUGCGCAGCCGAACACGGAGCAAGCUCGUGUACGACGUGAAGUACCAUCCCAUGGACGAUGCCGUUCGACCCUCUCAGGCUGCCAAACGUCGCUCGGCGCAUGGAGAAAAGCCAGUCCCCGAGUCUGGCGAUUCAAGCGAGGCUUCUAGCUUCAUCGAUACUGACGCUGAUGAGACCGAGUCGGACGAUGCACAAAGCGAGGGAGAAGAAGAGGAGGAGGAGGAGAUACCGAAGCGAAGGACGAAGAGCAAGGCACGCAAGCAGACCAAGUCGCGACCAGUACCUACCGAGGGUACGAGACGGUCUACACGCAACAUCUCGGGUAUCAAGGCAUUGUAUGAUAUGGGUAUACACCCUCAGGACAAGUAUCUCGUCAUAUCCAGCGAUGAUGACGACAGACCAACCUCAAGCAACAAACACAAGAAGCUCUCGCGUAAGCGUGCGAACCCCGGAUAUGAAACAACAUCCAAUCCCAAAGGCGCCAAGAGGUCUAAAGCAGUCCAUGGGAGGCGGUCGCACCCCGCCGACUGCGAUACGUCCGAUGCGUUGGACUUGGACUCCAGUGGUGCGCCCGUAUUCGCUAGUGUGGAGGUUCGCAACGACAUCGAGCCCAGCGCUCCUACUGUCGCCCUCACACCCCCGCGCUUGCUGUAUAUCGCUGAUACUACUGGCCAUGGCAUCCGACGACGGGAAGGUAUGGAUGUCUGGCACUAUCCUCCAGGAAAGAGAUACCUCAACCACGAUCGAGACUAUUGGCCUAUCCUCCCAGGCGAGGCCUUCGAAAUCUUUCAAGAGAAACUUGAAGACCAGCUAGCGCGCGAAGCAAUGGAAGCAUCACCACUGAACUAUGAGCAUGAUAAUAAGGAAAACUCCAGCAACACAGGCCUCGAGCCGCUCAUCGAGGAGCAUGAAGGGAUGUCCGUCAUACCGGUUGCGCAAUAUCGACAGUCGAGCGCCGGAGAACAGCUGGCGGACCGACACUCCCUCGUCUCCAGCGCUCUUUACUCCGACCAACCUCCGCAGACGUAUGGCUUAGACGGGACUGACAAUAUCCACGAAUCUCACCAGAAUGACCUCUUUGACGGCAUGGACAUACUGGCAUCUGGACAAUGUUUGCCUCCGGAUCAGACUCAACCCGAAGCGCAGACUGAGACGCAGGACUCGGUGCUUGGUCCCAGCCUGAUCAGCGAUAUUCCAGUGUCCGAUUUGUGAGUUGAUUAUCACACAUUCGCUAUGAUUAUACGGGCAUACGCAUAAGGGGCUACAUCGUUACUAUUUUCGCCAGUCUUCUGCAAUCGCCCUAUGGAUGGGCGUUCUCUUCCGUGAAGUGUCAUUGCAUACCUGCAACUCGUUGCAACUAUGCAUGAUCCUAGGGUUGAGAUAUGUUCCUUUAUAUUCAAGUCCAACCCAUGACAGUACGGGGGGCAUGAGGUUAUCAAGUACGAUGAUUUAUAUGUAGCUUGUUGCAGGGAC
This is a messenger RNA of Alternaria rosae, 1935 nucleotides long. RefSeq lists its product as uncharacterized. The transcript has 5 exons. The coding region runs from base 1 to 1674 and encodes 557 amino acids. Lineage: Eukaryota; Fungi; Ascomycota; Dothideomycetes; Pleosporales; Pleosporaceae. The record is from RefSeq and is a predicted model, not a curated record.